AUGCGUCCCCCGCUCCCUGCCGCGAAAGCAGGGUCGCAGGAGCAGAAGAGCAGGGCGGCGCUGGCGGUCAGGGCUGCCAUGGCCAUCCCGGCCCUCUCCCAGGCCACGACAUGGCCUGCAUCAGACCACUCCAGGGCUGCAUCCUGCUUCCGGGACUGGGACUUCCCUAGAGCACCGAGGGAGACGGCCGAGGUGUGGCGUGCGUCAUAA
Molecule: messenger RNA, 210 nt
Organism: Auxenochlorella protothecoides
Lineage: Eukaryota; Viridiplantae; Chlorophyta; Trebouxiophyceae; Chlorellales; Chlorellaceae
Exons: 1
Coding region: 1-210 (69 amino acids)
Source: RefSeq, a predicted model, not a curated record